Molecule: messenger RNA, 2612 nt
Organism: Fukomys damarensis (Damara mole-rat)
Lineage: Eukaryota; Metazoa; Chordata; Mammalia; Rodentia; Bathyergidae
Gene: St3gal4
Product: ST3 beta-galactoside alpha-2,3-sialyltransferase 4
Exons: 11
Coding region: 1013-2038 (341 amino acids)
Biological process (GO): glycolipid biosynthetic process
Molecular function (GO): sialyltransferase activity
Source: RefSeq, a predicted model, not a curated record
GGAAAGCAGAUUUAGGGCUGGAGGUUUGUCUCACUGGUAGAGAUUUUGCCUAGCAUGCUAGAGGCCCUGAGUUUUGAUGUUCAAUGAAGGGCCAAGGGGAGUAAAGUAGGAGUCACCUGCUUGGACUUCUGGGCUGAGAAGCUUGGUCUCCUUGGGAGUGAUACACUGCUGAAAGGCAACAGCAACUCCUUCCCCUUCAGUGGAGGGCCAGGCCAAGGAAGCCCCUGGCACCUUCUGCACUGUCUUCCCCGAAGCAGUGACUCAACCCCUCUGCUUAGAAUUAAGCACAGUGCCUUAGCACUUCCACUUCCCAGCUUUUUCCGACUCCUAGGAUUUGUUUUCUGGGUAGAACCAAGAAUCUGCUCUUUUCUGGAAUUGUCAGAAAUCCUGGAAAGGACCUCCCACCCCCAAUCAGGGAGGAGCAGAGAGGCCAGCCCCCUUCUAAACCAUCCCGCGCCCCUCCAUCUGCCCUUGCUUGGUCAGGGGGUGGGGGAGAGGUCUCUCCUCAGAGUAGCUGCUCCAGAGGUUGCCCAGUGGAGUUGGAAACACCUUCUCUCAGUGCUCCAGGUUUGCACUGUCCUUUGAAGGGGUGAGAUCCUCUACAGAACCUGCUCGCAACCAGGUUCUAGGGCCUGGCCUGAUGUGGAGGGAGAGGGAGAGAAGAGGACCUUGGAGAGCAUGGAUGGGGAGAAGGGCAAGCCUGUAAAUGAUGAUCCUGAUGUGGAAUUUGGGCAUCACAGGUCAUGGCAGGUGGGAAGGGGCGCUCCCUGCCCAGCCCUGGCACCCGCUCCCCUUCCUGACUUCUCACUCGUUGUCAUGUGGUACAUUCCCUGCAGCAAGCUGAUGCCUGCUUCUUGUCCUGUGGACCCUCAGGAUCCUACCUCCUUGUCAAGACCAGAGCCUUGACCCAAAGCUUUUGGUUGUCAUGAGGCAAUGACAGGGACAAGUUUGAGUGGCCCGAGGCAGCCGGGAUGACAGUUCUCCCCAGGAACCCUGCUACCUGCUGAGAAACAUGAUCAGCAAGUCCCCUCCUCUGUGCAUGUACCCUGCAGGCUGGAAGCUCCUGGCCAUGUUGGCUUUGGUCUUGGUGGUCAUGGUAUGGUAUUCCAUCUCCCGAGAGGACCGAUACAUUGAACUUUUUUAUUUUCCCAUCCCAGAGAAGAAGGAGCCAUGCUUCCAAGGCGAGGCAGAGAGAAGGGCCUCUAGGAUCUUUGGCAACCACACCCGAGAUCACCCUAUCUUUCUGCAGCUUAAGGAUUAUUUCUGGGUCAAGACACCAUCUGCCUAUGAACUGCCCUAUGGGACCAAGGGGAGUGAAGACGUGCUCCUCCGGGUGCUAGCCAUCACCAGCUACUCUAUACCUGAGAGCAUCCAGAGUCUUAAGUGCCGCCGCUGCGUGGUGGUGGGGAAUGGGCACCGGCUACGGAACAGCUCGAUGGGAGAUGCCAUCAACAAAUACGAUGUGGUCAUCAGAUUGAACAAUGCCCCGGUGGCUGGCUACGAGGGUGACGUCGGCUCCAAAACCACCAUGCGGCUCUUCUAUCCAGAAUCUGCCCACUUUGAUCCCAAAGUGGAGAACAACCCAGACACACUUCUGGUCCUGGUAGCUUUCAAGGCAAUGGACUUCCACUGGAUUGAAACCAUUCUGAGUGAUAAGAAGAGGGUGCAGAAAGGCUUCUGGAAGCAUCCUCCCCUCAUCUGGGAUGUCAACCCAAAGCAGGUUCGGAUUCUCAACCCCUUCUUCAUGGAGAUUGCCGCCAACAAGCUGCUGAGCCUGCCAAUGCAUCAGCUGCGUAGGGUCAAGCAGAAGCCGACCACAGGCCUGUUGGCUAUCACCAUGGCCCUCCACCUCUGCGACCUGGUGCACAUUGCUGGCUUCGGUUACCCCAAUGCCUUUGAUAAGAAGCAAACCAUUCACUACUAUGAGCAGAUCACGCUCAAAUCCAUGGCGGGGUCAGGCCACAACGUCUCCCAAGAAGCCCUGGCCAUCAAGCGGAUGCUAGAGAUGGGAGCUCUCAAGAACCUUACUUACUUCUGACUUGGCAAAUCCAUCAGUUGCCCGCUCAAUGCCUGGAUGCCCCUGUCCAUGUCUGUGAGGGAACCUGGUGCCAGCACUACCCACUUGGACUUAACCCUCCCCUAAACAGGUCCCAGGGCUGGGCUGGCCUAAGAUGAGUCCAUGCCCCUGGUUGCUCUCAUGGAGCCCUGAGCCAGCCAAGGCGGAGGCCCUGGGCCCCGGGAGCCUGUCCAAAGCAGGGGACUUGUUGCUGAGGCAUCCCCUUUUGCCAGCACACAGAGAUUAUUUAAUGGACUAUUUAAUUAUGACACAGGAGAGUGCUGUGGGCUGGUCCCAUGGCAUCCAGAAAUUUUUAUAAAAACUUACAUGUGAUGAGCCUCCCAGAAGAGUGGAGGUAUUGGAGUGGGUGGGUGCCCUCCAGAGAAGGGUUGCUACCUCUCAGCAGGCAUGGGAGGAGCACUAGUGAGGGGGGCCACUCAAAAGUGGACCUCAUUAAAAUAUUUUUCCUAAAACGGAAGCAGUGGUAAGGCCCUGUGUCCUUUCAGAUUGGGAGGCUGGGGAUUUAGCUCCGUGGGUUCUAGCAUCUGCCUCACAA